This is a messenger RNA of Rotaria sp. Silwood2, 312 nucleotides long. NCBI's taxonomy places the organism in Eukaryota, Metazoa, Rotifera, Eurotatoria, Philodinida, Philodinidae. The record is from the annotation of a GenBank genome assembly.
AUGGACAAGAAACAUUUUCGCUUCUAUAUUACAGUGUGCACUACAUUUCAUACUGAACCAAUAUAUAUUUAUAAUGAAUUAUACUCUGUCUUCGAUGAUCACGCUUCACUUCUUGGAACUGUUCAAAGAUGGUCAAAAUGGUUUCGUGAAGGUCGGGAAGAAGUUGAAGACGAAUUACGACCUGGCAGACCUGUAGCUAAAACAGCAUCUGAUAAUAUUGAAGAAGUUCGCAAACUUAUUGAUGAUAAUCUUUAUAUUACAAUUGGCGAAUUGCAAGUGCAAAGUGGUCUGACUGAUCGUAAUGUCCAAUGA